Molecule: messenger RNA, 850 nt
Organism: Linum tenue
Lineage: Eukaryota; Viridiplantae; Streptophyta; Magnoliopsida; Malpighiales; Linaceae
Source: the annotation of a GenBank genome assembly
CUCAGGACUCAGGUCAGACUCAGUCCCUCUUCUCUAUUCGAAGCCCUCCCCACUGCCCCGCUCCCACAGCCGCCGCCAACUCCUCCAUCUCUUCCACUCUGCCACUCACCGGACGAAGAAAGAUAAGACAGAAGAUCACCCGCCCAACUUCCUUUCGCGGAGAACAAGCUUCUCAUCUGCCGGAAAACCUAAAAGUAAAAUCUUUCCGCUACUUGAGUGAGACGUUGCAAUUGUUGCCCGGGAGCUUGGUUUCCCUCCGGUGAACUGCUGCUUCCUUUUCUCUCUUCAGAUGGAGGCCAAAUUCUUUCGCUUUCUGAAGAUUGUCGGCGUGGGUUACAAAGCAAGAGCUGAAUCGGAAGGGCGGCUGUUGUUUCUCAAGUUGGGUUACAGCCAUGAAGUGGAGCUCACUGUGCCCCCGGCUGUUCGUGUUUUCUGCUUCAAGAACAAUGUGGUCUGCUGCACUGGGAUCGACAAGCAGAGGGUGCACCAAUUUGCUGCAGCGGUGCGUAGCUGCAAACCUCCAGAAGUUUACAAAGGGAAAGGCAUCAUGUACACUGAUGAAGUGAUCAAGAAGAAGCAGGGCAAGAAAUCCAAAUAAAUGAGGGCAGAGAUGCAGUAGAGGAGAUUCGCGGCACUAGUAAGUGUUGGUCAUUCACUUAACUUUUCUUCAGCAGCAGCUCAACUCUCAAUUGAGUUUGGUUUGAUUUCUUAGUUGAAACUUUCAACUGUCGAAGGGGCAUUUUGAACUAGCUUUUAAGGGAACGGAAUAGCUGAAUCAACUUUUCUGCACAUGUUUGCUUGGUCCAUUUUGCUGCUUAUGAAGUCAAUAAUCUCAUUAGAUGGCUCAAAA